AUGAGCACUGGAUUGAAACGGCAGAAUGAUUUUCAAGACAAUUCGCAGUCUAAACAGCGUAGGCUGGAGACCUAUGGAGAGUACACUGAUAUCAACAGCAUUGCUAGUAGUGGGAGAGCUAUGGACACUGACUGUGUGUUUCCCAGUAAUCCUGGGACAUCUCGAGGUACAAAAAUGCCGACUGGAAAUGGAAGCAACACUGCUUCAGUGGCUCAGAUUGUGUCUAAAACUACUCCACAGGGCAGAAUUUCACAGGGAACCGUUUCCAAUCACACUUCAACCAUGGAGAAUAGCAGAUAUGGUAGGAAAACUUCAGCUGGUGAUACAAACCCACAACGAAGUAACACUCCACCGAUGUCAAGACCAGAGCCUGUUGGAGUUCAAACUGGUGAUAGUGGGACAGUUUCAGAGCCCAGUUGUCACACUAGUGGAACCAGUUCGGUAGGCAGAGUCACUCCACUGGGCUCUCGGUUGACCACAGACAACUGUCCAAUGUGUAAUACCAGGUUCCCGUCAUGGUAUGAACAGGUGGAUGCAGACCGUCACAUAGCAUGGUGUCUUCAAACUGUCAUGGACAUAGGAAAUGGAAAAUGA
Geodia barretti is the source of this 594-nucleotide messenger RNA. The record is from the annotation of a GenBank genome assembly. Lineage: Eukaryota; Metazoa; Porifera; Demospongiae; Tetractinellida; Geodiidae.